UCUCCUUCCUCCUUCCUCCCUUCUUCCUCCUUGCUCCCACUCUCCCUCACUCGAUCUAUACAUAUCACGCCCACUCCUCGCCCACUACGUGACAGACUCUAUCCCGAUUCAAUCAGAUCGCUUCAUGGCGGAGCAGAGUCGAAGGCGGCGGUCGUCCUCCUGGCUGAUGAGCUGCUGGGGAGGAGGAGGAGGAACUGGAGGAGCGACGGGCACCGCAGACGAGAGUAGUUCGGAUUCGGAGCGGAGGGUGUCGGAUUCGGAUCCGAAGUCGCUGGAGGAAGACCUGUCACUGACGCUGCAGGCCGGGUCGGAGCUGGUGGCGUUCACCAUCUCGGAGCUGAAGGCGGCGACGAGGAACUUCGCCAUGGCCAACUUGCUCGGGUCCGGCGGCUUCGGACCCGUCUACAAGGGGUUCGUCGACGAGCGGAUCCGCCCGGGGAUCCGCCCGCAGCAAGUCGCCGUCAAGUCGCUGGACCUCGGCGGGCAUCAGGGCCACCGGGAGUGGCUGGCCGAGGUGGUGUAUUUAGGGCAGCUGAGGCAUCCGCAUCUGGUUAAAUUAAUUGGAUAUUGCUGUGAGGAUGAACACAGAAUGUUGGUCUAUGAGUACAUGGCGAGAGGGAGCUUGGAGGAUCAACUUUUCAAGAGACUCCUUGCUUGGUUGCCAUGGUCGACAAGGUUAAAGAUAGCUGUCGGAGCUGCAAAGGGACUGGCCUUUCUCCAUGAAGCCGAUAAGCCGGUCAUCUAUCGCGAUUUCAAAGCUUCAAAUAUUUUACUCGAUGAGGACUACACGGUUAAGCUCUCUGAUUUCGGGCUCGCAAAGGAUGGCCCGCAAGGCGACAAGACUCACGUGACGACACGUGUCAUGGGCACGUAUGGGUACGCCGCACCCGAGUAUAUUUUGACCGGCCACUUGAAUGCCAAGAGCGAUGUCUAUAGUUUUGGAGUCGUGUUGUUGGAGCUAUUUGCGGGUCAACGGUGCGUUGACAAGAACCGACCGGGCCGACAGAAGAAUCUAGUCGAUUGGGCAAGGCCUUACCUCACCAAUGCAGAGAAGCUUAGGCGUGUCAUGGACCCGAACCUCGAUGGGCUUUACUCCAUCAAAGGAGCUCAAAGAGUGGCCGGGGUCGCGUACAAGUGCCUGAGCCACACUCCAAAGGCGAGACCGAGUAUGAAAACUGUGGUGGAGACUUUGGAGCCACUUCUCAGUUUGAAUGAUGUACCCGUCGGUUCCUUCGUCUAUGUUGCGACGAAGGAGAAGACGUGUGAAGAGGAAGAUCAGAGUAAGGAGAAGAAGAAGAAGAAGAAGAAGACGAUAUGUGAGAUCGAAGAGAAGAACCACAACAAUCACGAUGAAAGGCACAGACAACAGUUCCCUAAUUCAGUGAUUCACUCCGAGGUUGCUCUUCAUAAGGAUGGCAAUAAUCUGUUCCGGAACUCUCACUUUCGGAGGUUGAAAAGUCACAGCCAAGAACGCGGAGCAUGAGUAAUUAAUUGUUUGUUUAUAGUGCAUAUAAGACAUACACGAUACGUUAAUCAAACACACUACGUACUGUUUGUUGGUUGGUGGCUUUGUUUCUCGAUGUUUUGAUAUGAAUUUUUGAGAUGUUUAGAUUGUA
Messenger RNA from Zingiber officinale, 1616 nucleotides. RefSeq names its product serine/threonine-protein kinase RIPK-like. Gene Ontology annotation, biological process: protein phosphorylation. Bases 125 to 1483 code for a protein of 452 amino acids. The transcript is spliced from 5 exons. Gene Ontology annotation, molecular function: ATP binding; protein kinase activity. Lineage: Eukaryota; Viridiplantae; Streptophyta; Magnoliopsida; Zingiberales; Zingiberaceae. The record is from RefSeq and is a predicted model, not a curated record.